AGCUCAAAAACUUAAUUCUAUCUGUAAAACUCAAAAGCAAAGCUUUAUCUUUCCAAAACCCCAAAAAGAAUCUUUCUUUUUUGUUCUGAAAAUCCCUAAAGCUAUCUUUGUUUGCCUAAAUGGAAGACGACAGGGAUGGAUUUAGUCCAUUUUGGGCACAAGGAGACACCGGUCUCCGCCGCAGCGAUCGCGUCCGCCGCCGUGUCGAGUCCUCCUUUUUCAGCUCCGGCAUCCUCGUCUUCCUCCUUCUUCUCUGUGCAAUUCUUUUCCUACUCUUCAUUGUUCAGCAUUCGAGUGGCUCUGUGUUUAGGCCGAGCGAUGUGAAGAAGAGUUGGGACUCUCUGAAUAUUCUUCUGGUUUUUCUGGCGAUUGUGUUUGGACUACUGGGCAAGAACAAGAACGAGUUGCAGAAAUCGAAUCCCUCAACGCCGAAUUGGUACGGUUAUAGGGACGAUGGAGAAGCUCGGAGAUCGGAUCCGCAGCGGGGUGUUCAACAGUGGGCUGAGACCUCCAAUCGGAGUUCAUUUGGUGCCGGCGGCGGAGCUUCUGGUGGUUUGCGGCGGACUUUCGGAUCUCACCCUGAUCUCUAUGAAAUGUCGCCGCGGUGGGUCUCCGCCGAUGAUCAGUGGCGGUUUGUUGAUGAUACCUUUGUCAAUGCCUCCAGAUUUUAUGAUUCCCCCCACCUUUAUCGGCGCCGGAGCUGGAAGGAUGUUGACCGGAUUCAGGAGCCAGGCAUGGGUGAGCUGUCGAUUAAAGAAGAGAAAAAAGAUCCAGCACCGCCGCCUCCCUCUCCGCCUCCUCGGCCCCCGCAGCAGGCUCCGGUAGAGGAGCCAACAUUCAAGGAUGUUGGGAAGGAUAGGGAUUAUGAUUUCGAUUCAAACAACCCCACGAGGCCACCGGCGUCAUCUCCUCCACCACCGCCGCCGCCGCCUCCGCCGCCGCAAUACGGGGAGCCAAAUAGCAGCAAAAGUGGCCGGAAGAGAGGCGGUUCAAGUGCGACUAAAGAGUUUAUUUUGAAUUCUUUGUCUCAUAAGAGGAAAAGAAAGUACAGAUCGAAGAGCGUGGAAGACUUGGAUGCUCUGAUUCAUACAUCCCAAUCUCCUCCGCUACAUUCUCAGCUGCCUUCGCCGCCUAAACCGCCGGCGCCGUCUGUUUUCCAUAACUUGUUUAAUUCCAAGAAAUCCAAACGAAAGAAAGAUGUCCGACCUACUCCGACACAACGCAUCCCGCAUCCGCCUCCGCCUCCGCCGCCACCACCACCAGCGAGACCUCCGCCGCCCCGUGCAUCAAGAAACCCAACAGUCAGCAAACAUAGAGCGGCACCGGGGGGAGACAAGGAGAAAAUCGUCUUGAUCGUGGAGGAUAAACCGAACAUCGGAGGAGUUUCACCACUGAUUCCGAUACCGCCACCUCCGCCGCCGCCGCCGUUCUCGACAAAGCCGGCCUGGAAGUUCGUCGUGAAAGGAGGCUACGCCCGAAUAGAUAGCUUUGUCAGUUCCCGCUCGGAUUCUCCGGAACCAGAGGAUUCUGAUGUCACCCCGACAGCAUCAGAAGCCGGCGGCGAGCGGAACCCGUUUCCGCCGUCCCCGUUGUUCUGUCCCAGCCCGGACGUGGACACAAAAGCUGAGAAUUUCAUCUCCAAGUUCAGAGCUGGGCUGAAGCUGGAGAAGAUGAAUUCCGUAAAAAUGCAAGGAUUUGUCGGCCCGUCCAAUCUCGGCCCAACUGCGGGAUCUAAUUAGAAAAAAAUUAGUAAUUUCAUUGGUUUGAUUUUUUUAAUCUUGAAAUUUUAUAGUACUUUUUUUUUUAAAAAAAUAAUGUUGUAAAAUCUAUAUUAUACUUUUUUCAUCUCAAAAUAAAAGAUACAAUUUGAUUUAGGAUGUUCAAUUGAAUUUGUUUUUAACUCUUUUUUAACAAUCUUUUAUUCAACUUAUUUUGAUAUUGAUUAAAAAAUUUAAGAAAUGACACGAUUAUAUUCUUUGGUCAAAUUAGACUAAUAUGGAGUAUAAGUAAACAUACUUUGUCACU
Cuscuta campestris is the source of this 2025-nucleotide messenger RNA. Lineage: Eukaryota; Viridiplantae; Streptophyta; Magnoliopsida; Solanales; Convolvulaceae. The record is from the annotation of a GenBank genome assembly.